CCCAAGCCAGCGUCCAACCCGCUGCGCCUGCCUGUCGAGGAGCACCCAACGGCCCCAGGUUCUCCCAGUCGCCCCGGUUCCUCCCUCCUCAGACGGCGCGCCAGUGCGGAGACCUCAGCCUCCUGAAAUUCUUCGCGUCCCCCCUUCCCGCCUGCACCCACGCUGCCUUCCAGCCAUUCAUUCCGGAGGAUUUAUUGAAUGCCCACUCUUGGCGCCGACCAGAUAAACUCGGGUCCCUGGCCGCGAACGUUGGUCUUUACCUUUUGCAAGGAGAGAAUGAUUUGGUGAUGGAGUGCUCCCACUGACCGAUGGACUCAAAGAAGAAAAGUUCCACAGAGGCUGAAGGAUCCAAAGAAAGAGGCCUGGUGCACGUGUGGCAGGCAGGGUCCUGUUCCGUGGCACCAGAGAGAUUGCCAGGCUGGGGAGGAAAGACUGUCCUCCACGCCGCCCUUGGAGCGCGACACGGGGCGCUUCUGACUGAAGAUGGUGAGGUCUACAGCUUUGGGACUCUCCCCUGGAGAAGUGAGCCAGCAGAAACUUGUCCGAGCAGCCCCAUUCUGGAGAAUGCCCUGGUUGGGCAGUAUGUUGUUACCGUGGCAACAGGGAGUUUCCACACCGGAGCAGUCACAGACAGUGGUGUGGUGUACAUGUGGGGGGAGAACUCUUCUGGCCAGUGUGCGGUAGCUAACCAGCCAUAUGUUCCAGAGCCAAAGCCUGUCAGCAUUUCUGAUUCUGAGAGCAGUCCUUUGUUAGCGGUCAGGAUCUUGCAGUUGGCAUGUGGUGAGGAGCACACUCUGGCAUUGUCCCUCAGCAGAGAGAUCUGGGCAUGGGGUACCGGUUGUCAGUUGGGUCUCAUCACCACCACCUUCCCAGUGACAAAGCCACAAAAGGUGGAACACCUUGCUGGGCGAGUAGUGCUCCAGGUUGCUUGCGGUGCCUUCCACAGCUUAGCACUGGUCCAGUGCCUCCCUUCCCAGGACCUGAAGCCAGUGCCAGAAAGAUGCAACCAGUGCAGCCAGCUCUUAAUUACAAUGACUGACAAGGAAGACCACGUGAUUAUAUCAGACAGCCACUGUUGUCCAUUAGGUGUGACACUGUCAGAAUCCCAGGCAGAAAUCCAGGCCACCUCCACCGUCAGCCCCUCCUCUGAAACCCUUGACAGCCAGGGAGAAGUGUUUGAGAACACUCUUGUGCAGAAUGAGCCACCUGCUGCUUCUGAACCGAAUGUUGGAAAUGUUCAGACCACAGGUGUUCAGACCACUUCCUCCCCACGAGAUAUCAUUGGGACAACUGAAGUUUCUUCUGCAAGAAGUCUACCAUCACACCCUGACAGUCAGGCAGUAAAUGAAUAUGUGCAGAAACUGUCGGAUCGUUCAGUAAGAGAAAACUCUGAGAACGGUGAAAAGCCAGUGCCAUCUCAGCCUCUUGUGGAAGCAGCAAUCCCUAACCUUCACAGCCCGCCGACCACGAGCACUUCCGCCCUCAACAGCCUGGUGGUCUCUUGUGCGUCUGCUGUUGGUGUGAGAGUGGCCGCUACGUAUGAAGCUGGGGCCUUGUCUCUCAAGAAAGUUAUGAACUUUUACAGUGCAGCCCCUUGUGAGCCUGGAGCUCUGGCAGGCAGCAGUUCCAUAGGCCCAGAAGGUCUGAAAGAUAGCAGAGAAGAACAGGUCAAACAGGAGUCAAUGCAAGGGAAGAAGAGCUCAAGUCUUGUGGACAUCAGAGAAGAAGAGUCCGAAGGAGGCAGCCGAAGACUGUCUCUCCCUGGCUUGUUGUCACAAGUCUCGCCCAGACUCCUGAGGAAAGCGGCACGGGUGAAAACUCGAACGGUGGUUCUGACCCCGACAUACAGUGGAGAAGCAGAUGCGCUCCUGCCUUCUCUGAGAACAGAGGUGUGGACCUGGGGGAAGGGGAAGGAAGGACAGCUGGGGCAUGGCGAUGUUCUGCCCAGGCUUCAACCAUUAUGUGUAAAAUGUCUGGAUGGUAAAGAAGUAAUCCAUCUGGAGGCAGGUGGUUACCAUUCUCUUGCACUUACUGCAAAAUCCCAGGUUUACUCAUGGGGGAGCAACACCUUUGGUCAACUUGGGCAUUCUGAUUUUCCAACAACAGUUCCCCGUCUUGCAAAGGUGAACAGUGAAAAUGGAGUCUGGAGUAUGGCUGCAGGCCAGGAUUAUUCCCUGUUUUUAGUGGAUACCGAAGACUUCCAGCCUGGGUUAUGUUACAGUGGCCGACAGGACCCAACAGAAGGUGACAGCCUUCCAGAGAAUCACAGUGGUACUAAGAUGCCGGUCCUUCUCUCCUGUAGUAAGCUUGGAUAUAUAAGCAGAGUGACAGCAGGAAAAGACAGUUAUCUAGCCUUGGUGGACAAAAACAUUAUGGGAUAUAUUGCCAGUCUCCAUGAGUUGGCUACUACUGAAAGACGCUUCUAUUCAAAACUAAGUGAUAUCAAGUCCCAGAUUCUCAGGCCUCUUCUUGGCUUAGAAAAUCUGGGCACUGCAAAUACAGUCCAGCUGUUGCAGGAAGUGGCAAGCCGAUUCAGCAAGCUGUGUUACCUAAUUGGUCAGCAUGGAACCUCACUGAGCAGCUUCCUUCAGGGGAUAAAGGAAGCCAGGAGUUUGGUCAUCCUGAAGCAUGCAAGUCUCUUCUUGGAUAGUUAUACAGAGUAUUGCACAUCUAUUACAAAUUUCCUGGUUAUGGGAGGAUUCCAGCUUCUUGCUAAACCUGCCAUUGAUUUCCUAAAUAAAAACCAGGAGCUGUUGCAAGAUUUAUCAGAAGUGGAUGAUGAAAACACCCAGUUGAUGGAAAUUUUGAAUACUCUGUUUUUCUUGCCAAUCAGACGACUUCAUAGUUAUGCAAAAGUUUUGCUAAAACUUGCUACCUGUUUUGAAGUGGCCUCUAGACAUCUCCAGAAUACCAGAAGCUGCAGGAUUCCAGCUCUUGUUAUGAGUCACUUGCUCUCCAUCUCGGCAGGAAAAGGAAGGAAGCAGAAUACACAUUGAGUUUCUGGAAGACCUUUCCUGGAAAAAUGACGGACUCCUUGCGGAAGCCCGAGCGUCGGUUGCUGUGUGAGAGCAGCAACCGGGCCCUGUCCCUGCAGCAUGCGGGGAGGUUUUCUGUGAA
Molecule: messenger RNA, 3117 nt
Organism: Odocoileus virginianus texanus
Lineage: Eukaryota; Metazoa; Chordata; Mammalia; Artiodactyla; Cervidae
Source: RefSeq, a predicted model, not a curated record